Perca flavescens (yellow perch) is the source of this 957-nucleotide messenger RNA. Its product is annotated as protein FAM3C. The coding region runs from base 45 to 701 and encodes 218 amino acids. The record is from RefSeq and is a predicted model, not a curated record. NCBI's taxonomy places the organism in Eukaryota, Metazoa, Chordata, Actinopteri, Perciformes, Percidae. The transcript has 9 exons.
UGGCAAGACGACAAAACUUCAGUGCAAAGCUUUUAGUAAAGUACAUGUUGGUGUUGGUGCCAGCAGCUGUUCUCCUCACAGUCCUCCUGCAGAAAUACACCAUCCCAUUCAAAGAUGACUUGUGGCGUGCGUUAUCUGACGGCCUUCAGAAGUCUGGUCCGGCAUCCAGGGCGCCCUCUAAAGGACCGUGUGACAUGGUGAGAGAUUGUCCCGAUGAACACUUCAGCUUCUACGUGCGGAGCGGAGCCGCCAACGUCGUGGCUCCAAAGAUCUGCCUCCGAAACAAACUGGUUCUGGGAUCAGUCCUGAACAACGCCGGGCCGGGAAUCAACAUCGUUACAAUAAACGGUAAAACCGGAGACGUGGUGAAGACGGCUCACUUUGACAUGUACAGCGGCGAUGUUAAACCUCUGGUUGAGUUUCUGAAGAGCAUGGAGAAGGGUGCCGUGGUGCUGAUGGCGUCCUACGACGAUCCGUCCACCAAGUUGGAUGAGGAGGCCAGGAAGCUGAUUGCUGAGCUUGGAAGCUUGUCUGUGAAGUCUCUGGGCUUCAGAGAUAACUGGGUGUUUGUGGGGGGGAAAGGAGCAUCCGUGCACAGCAACUUUGAGAAGUACCAGAAGAACGACAGUACAAAGAAUAAAUAUGAAAACUGGCCCGAGCUCAUCGAAAUUCAGGGAUGCAUCCCCAAAUACCUGGACUGAGCCCCGUCUUCAUCCUAAAGGAACAUUCCUGCAGGAGGACCAGCGGAUAAGUUGACUGUAAAAAGACAUGGCGUUGUGUGUAAACUGAGCUGUGGACGGACCAGUUUCUGCAUCGUUAGAGACCACACGGAGAAACCACCUGAACUCUCUCUCACUGAGCUCUGACGGAUGUGCUGCAUCCAGCAGGAUCGUUCUGGAUCAUUAUAAUAACUCGGGGACUGUUAGGUGAUGGGAAACGAUUCAGAUUUUUUUUUUG